GCCGGUCGGUUUCGACGCUACACUUGUGUAAGCUAUAGUGACAUUUGCCCGGUUCUUCUUUAUUUACUUUUGUGUUUUCAACUUUUUUGGUGGAAUUUUCGAAAAACUAACGAAAAUGGAUGGAUACAAUGAUGAUCAUAGGCUCGCAAAUGACGCGAUGAGGGAGGAAAGAGAUCUUCAAGGUGCUGGUGGCGGCGGUCACCUAAGAAACAACGCUUACACUAAUCCAACAUUAACCACAAGUAUCGAUAUUGAAAAGAAUACUCAUUUCAAAGGCAGCAACGAUUUCAUCUUGGACGAUGGCAAAAGUACUUCAGUAAGGGACCUAGUCAGUGCCGCUGGUCCAUGGGUGACCAAAAAAGUACAGAACGCUUGCACCAAAAAAAUGCUCUAUAAAAGGCUACCUAUCCUGAAUUGGCUACCUAAAUAUAAAGGUGAAGAUGCCAUUGGUGAUGUGGUGGCAGGCAUAACAGUAGGCUUAACUGUGAUACCUCAGGCUCUGGCCUAUGCAAAUAUUGCUGGGCUGCCAGCCCAAUAUGGUCUUUAUAGUUCUUUCGUUGGUUCGUUUAUUUACAUCUUCCUUGGCAGUUGCAAGGAUGUGCCAAUGGGUCCCACCGCCAUCGCUUCACUUCUCACAUAUCAAGCCAUCCAUGGUCUAGGUCCCGAACAUGCUGUACUUUUAUGUUUUCUUACGGGUAUCGUGCAAUUAGCCAUGGGACUAUUUGGUUUAGGUUUUCUUAUAGACUUUGUAUCUGGGCCGGUGUCAUCAGGUUUCACAUCAGCAGUAGCUUUAAUCAUUGUUACAUCACAAGUUAAAGAUGUUCUGGGCAUAAAAGCUAGUGGAAACACCUUUGUUGACACCUGGCACAGUAUUAGUAAGGAUAUUCACAACACCAAUGCAUGGGAUACAGUAUUCGGCAUUUCGUGCAUUGCAGUAUUAUUGAUAAUGAGAAUCAUAGCAACUAUUAAAAUUGGUCCUGGCCCAGAGGACGAAAAAGAGCCGACCACAUUUCAGAAAGUCUUCAACAAAACGCUUUGGCUCAUUGGUACAGCUAGAAAUGCAAUUCUGGUUGUUGUUGGUGGUUUCAUCGGUUACUCAUUCUGCCAAAACGGAGAGCCCCCAUUUAAAGUCAUAGGGGACGUGCCUCAAGGAUUGCCCGAAUUUCAAGCUCCACCAUUCGGCAUGUCAGUAGAGAAUAAUGGCACGACUGUCACCACAAGCUUCACUCAAAUGAUGAGUAACAUGGGAUCUGGAAUUAUAGUAGUGCCUUUAAUUGGUGUCCUGGAAAACAUUGCUAUUUGCAAAGCCUUCGCUAACGGUAAAUCCAUUGACGCAACUCAAGAACUAUUAGCAAUAGGCGUUUCAAACAUAGCAAACUCAUUCGUGCAAGCCUUCCCAGGAACAGGUUCUCUUUCUAGAAGCGCAGUCCAAAAUUCUAGCGGAGUACGUACUCCUCUCUGUGGUUUAUACACAGGACUUCUUGUUAUGUUAGCCCUAUUGUUUUUCACUCCGUACUUUUACUACAUCCCCAAAGCAACACUAGCUGCUGUGAUUAUUGCUGCUGUUGUUUUUAUGGUAGAAGUUAAGGUUGUUAAGCCUAUGUGGAGAUCUAAGAAAAGUGACUUGAUACUAGGAGUUGCUACUUUUAUUGCUUGUCUGGUACUACCUCUAGAACUUGGAAUACUCAUUGGAGUGGGUAUAAACCUACUCUUUAUUUUGUAUCAUGCUGCAAGGCCUAAAAUCUCCGUCGAACGACUGAAAACACAAAGUGGAAUCGAGUACUUGAUGUUGACUCCUGAUCGUUGUUUGAUCUUCCCUUCAGUUGACUACGUACGGAAUAUAGUGACCAAGAACUCAAUUAGACAAGCACUUCCUGUUGUUAUUGACUGUUCUCAUAUUUAUGGUGCUGACUAUACUGCUGCUACAGUCAUAGAAACAUUGACACAAGAUUUUGCAGCCAGAAAGCAGCCGUUGUUUUUCUUUAAUCUGAAGCCAGCGGUCAGUUCAGUCUUUGAAGGACUGUCACCCAAAGAAUUUGUUGUAUAUUACAACGAAGAUACUAUUGAUGAUUUGCUAAAAGAGACUUCCUAUUGGAAAAAACAACAAAUAACUUAACACGUACGAGAUUUUUUGAAUAGUUUAGAAUUUAGAAAAUUUCCUUGAAAUGCCUGUAUAAGCUCAAAAAAUUAGAAAUGUAUAUAUAGUAUUUUGUGUAUAUAGUAUUCUAUUUAUGUUAACUAUUCCUGAUUUCCAAGUAUUAAUUUAUUCAAUUCGUAUUUUUAUACUAAAUGUGUGUAGGAUACUUUAGAAUGUACUUAGACUUAAUACUCUGUGAUAUUAAAUUUUAAAUCAAUCUUC
Molecule: messenger RNA, 2359 nt
Organism: Aethina tumida (small hive beetle)
Lineage: Eukaryota; Metazoa; Arthropoda; Insecta; Coleoptera; Nitidulidae
Gene: Esp
Product: sodium-independent sulfate anion transporter
Exons: 9
Coding region: 116-2116 (666 amino acids)
Biological process (GO): transmembrane transport
Cellular component (GO): membrane
Molecular function (GO): sulfate transmembrane transporter activity
Source: RefSeq, a predicted model, not a curated record